UGGAUCCACGGGAAGGCUUCAAACUCUCGGAUGCUAUACAACCACAAUGGAUUGUGAAGUGGUAUACUCGAUAUGUGAACGGUAACACGGAGGUGAAAGAUAGAAUAGUUGACUUCGCCAUGGUAAAGCUCCUCUGCGGGAACGUUAACAAGAAACCUUUCCCAACUCGGCAAGACCUCUUAGCGAUCAUGGGUCUUCGAUUGGGUCUCCGCCUAGGCACAUCAAACAGCUCCGAUAUAGAUGUCGCUCAAGAACUCGUAGAGCGCCAUAUGCGUACCGUUGUGUGUAUGGAUGUACACUCCCAAACAUUCAUGACAAACGCACCUUCUGAACCCGUGCUUGCAGAGGCAUCGAUUCGAUUAAUGCAACAGAUGACUAGACUCCGACCAGUGAAAGCCCUGCAACAAGUAUUCGAGGACCCACUCCACACGAAAGGGGUGAGGGGUGAGUUUAUUGCUGCUCUUCUGCUCUUGUUGGCUCGUGAUGAGACGCAACGAGAGCAAGAGGGAGCCUCCGCCAAGAUCCCAGUGAAGACUUUGCUGGAGAAACUUUUGGGUGAAGAAGUGCUUCAAUUCUACCCGAAUAGUCCUACACCGGAGAAGGCAGCCACGACGCUGGAAGAUGCAUUCAAAGACACAUACGCCCACUUCACACAUGCAGUUGUUGUACAAGAUGAAGAUACUCUGAGGAAUGAAUACAUAUGGCCGGUGAUAGCACGGGGGAGCUUCUUU
Acaulospora colombiana is the source of this 731-nucleotide messenger RNA. The record is from the annotation of a GenBank genome assembly. Lineage: Eukaryota; Fungi; Glomeromycota; Glomeromycetes; Diversisporales; Acaulosporaceae.